CAUUACAUAACAACUCUCCCUGUGAGACCAUGAGUGAAUGGUUAAGCAGCCUCGUUUUCAUCCCUGUGACUGAUUUAGUAACCAUUGAAAGUACAAAAUGGGAAAAGCUCGGCAGUUCUAAGAGUGAUACUGACAGACAAAAAAAAAAAACUGAUUAGGACCUAGAGAUAAAAAUAGGGAGAUUACAUGGGGAAACAGAGAGAGAGAAAGACAAACAGAGAGAAAGAGAGAGGCUUCUAAGGGUGAAAAACCAGAGCGCAUUUCCACAAGUGUGUGCAUCAACGGGUGAUCUCAACAUGAUUCUGCAGGCAGUACUGGACUUUUUUGAUGUGAAGGGCUGUUUGGUGUUUAUCUUUGUGUUUCUCUUGGUGAUGGACAUCAUCAGGAACAGACCUCCACCUAACUUCCCUCCUGGACCCUGGUCUCUUCCUUUCCUGGGAAAUAUUUUUACAAAGCUUGAUUUCAAGUCCAUGGACAAGAUGGCUGAGGACUAUGGUCCAGUGUACAGCCUGCGUCGAGGCAAUGAGAGGAUCGUUUUCAUCUCAGGUUAUAAGAUGGUGAAGGAAGCUCUGGUCCAUCAACUGAACAGUUUUGCUGACCGGCCGAUCAACCCUCUGUUUCACGUCAUCUUCAAAGGCAUUGGUAUUGUUCUAAGCAACGGUUACAUGUGGAAGAACCAGAGGAAAUUUGCCAACACCCACCUGCGCAGCUUUGGAGAGGGGAAGAAGGGACUGGAGCACUACAUCCAGCUGGAGAGCAACUUCCUGUGUGAGGCCUUCAGGGAGGAGCAGGGAAGAGGAUUCAACCCCCAUUUCAUCUUGAACAAUGCAGUCGGGAACAUUAUCUCCUCUGUGGUGUUCGGCCAUCGCUUUGAGUACAGUGAUGAAAACUUCCAGAAGGUCCUACGCUUGGAUAACGAGGCUGUGAUACUAUCCGGCUCUGCUCUGGCCCAGCUCUAUGAUGUCUUCCCAGGCAUUCUGAAGUACCUGCCUGGUCCCCAUCAAACCAUUCACUCCAACUAUUAUCAGAUCAUAGACAUCCUGCAGGUGGAGAUAGAUAAGCACAAGGAGGACUGGGAUCCAGAGAAUCCCAGGGACUACGUAGACAUGUACCUCACAGAGAUUAACAAGAUGAAGGAGGACCCGAAAGCUGGCUUCAACACAGAGUCCCUGAUAAUAUGUACCCUGGAACUGCUAGAGGCUGGGACGGAGUCUGUUGCCACCACCUUACGCUGGGCUUUGGUCUACAUGAUGAUCUACCCUGAAAUACAAGAGAAGGUACAGGCUGAGAUAGACAGAGUAAUAGGACAAUCCCGCCAGCCCAACAUGUCUGACAGGCCUAACAUGCCCUACACUGACGCUGUCAUCCAUGAGAUCCAGAGGAUCGGAAACAUUGUGCCACUGGGUUUCCCUAAGAUGUCCAGCAAAGACACAACACUGGGGGGAUAUUUCAUACCCAAGGGGACAACCAUCACCACCAACUUGUCUUCUGUGCUGUUUGACAACAACGAGUGGGAAUCACCAAACACCUUUAACCCAGACCACUUCCUUGAUUCUGAUGGACAGUUCCGUAAAAGAGAAGCCUUCCUGCCUUUCUCAGCAGGUAAGCGUGUGUGCUUGGGGGAGAAUCUUGCCCGUAUGGAGCUGUUCCUAUUCUUCACCACCCUUGUCCAGCGUUUCUCCUUCUCUCCGGUCCCUGGAGCCUUGCCCAGUCUGAAGGGGGUCCUGGGGUUCACUCACUCCCCAGAAAACUUCCUGGUCCGAGCCCUGCCGCAGUGAACAAUUUCUCAAACUGUUCCAAACAUAGAGCACCGCAUGGAGGCUGCAAGACAUGUCUGGUGGAGAGCAACAGGAACAUUCUGUUAGUGUUCAUUAGAGUCAUUGGACAGAGGCAUGUCAACUAAGUGAUGUCAUUACCAAAAGAUACAUUUUUUGUGUGUAUUUUUCUGUAUAUUUUUAUCAAUAAACUGCAAUUUACAGAACACUCAGUACUGUACAAUAAUAAAUAUACCAAUGAUAUUCUUAAAUUACAAAUACAGUAUACCAGGGCAAUUAUAACUUCUCUAAAUGUCCUGUAAAUACAGUGGUUUUGUAAAAAUUAAUUAUUGAGUUUCCUUUUUAUACUCUUCCCACUGUGUACAAUAAAACUACUGUGCACUUUGUGUUCAUUAAAUAUACAAAAGGUGAAUGGUUAAUAGUUCAUGUAUAAGCAGUGACCUGUCAUUAAUUAAGGCCAGUAAGGUAUUGAGGCUAUCACAAUUCACUGUAGAACAGAACAGAAGAGAUUAAAAGGGUUGCCAUAAAGGAUAAACCUGCAGUACAAGGAAUGCCAAGAGGAAAAAGGGGUGGUAGUUUACGUUAGAUCCAGUACAUGUAUGCACAUUUUAAUAUUUUAGAAACCAGGUGACUUAAAAGAAGAU
Esox lucius (northern pike) is the source of this 2419-nucleotide messenger RNA. Its product is annotated as cytochrome P450 2J2. Gene Ontology annotation, cellular component: intracellular membrane-bounded organelle; cytoplasm. The coding region runs from base 297 to 1778 and encodes 493 amino acids. Gene Ontology annotation, molecular function: oxidoreductase activity, acting on paired donors, with incorporation or reduction of molecular oxygen, reduced flavin or flavoprotein as one donor, and incorporation of one atom of oxygen; iron ion binding; heme binding. The record is from RefSeq and is a predicted model, not a curated record. The transcript is spliced from 9 exons. Gene Ontology annotation, biological process: xenobiotic metabolic process. Lineage: Eukaryota; Metazoa; Chordata; Actinopteri; Esociformes; Esocidae.